AUGGAUCGCUUCGCUCAGGAACUGCUCAUCGAGUCCUGGAUCCUCUACGUGAUCGGGAUCUUCUGCAUUGGCUGCCGACUAGCCUCCCGACGCAUCGCCAAACAAUCAUGGGGGAAGCUCGAAGUCGACGACUAUCUGAUGUGUCUCGUGGUGGUCACCUUUACCGGGGUCAUGGUCUGCGUCAACCAGGUCUCCAUCAACGGUAGCAGCUACAUGUCCCCCGAGGUUGCCGCCACCCUGACGCCGGAAGCGCGUCGGUCGGCGGUCUGGGGAAGCAAGAUGACAUUUGCCCUCGAGCACUUUACGCUGAGCUCGUUGUGGCUGGUCAAGGGGUGUUUGUUAUUGGUGUAUAAUCGAUUGACGUUAGGGCUGCGCGAGCAUAUCGUCGUCAAAGCUGUAGCGGUCUAUGUCACGGUCUCGUUUGUCGUAAUUGAGAUUCUGUUCUGUGCGGUCUGGUGUGGCCCUCCCAUCACGAUGUAUUGGGAUGUGCCUGCCAAGGAAGAGCAAUGCGCCAGUUACUAUAACCACCUCAUAACCAGCACCGUGUUCAACAUCUCCUCCGAUCUGAUGAUGCUGUGUAUUCCUUUGCCACUGCUUGUGCGCUCCCGACUACCUUGGAAGCGAAAAAUUCUCCUCUGUCUAGUCUUCAGCUUAGGCGUCUUUGUGGUCCUUAUGGCCAUCCUCAAUCGCUACUACAACUUCUCUGAGCAGCACACCCUAACCUUCCUGAAAUGGUACGUCGCCGAAGUCUCCACCGCAGUCUACGUCGGCAACCUGCCCCUCCUAUGGCCUCUCCUCAAACGCGUCUUCCACCUGCACACCUUUGCCCAGUCCCGUCCCACCAAGAGCAUCUCACGUCCCAGCGCCUACCCAGCUUCACGAUCCCGCGGUCUCACCUCCCGCGGGGUCCCAGCCAGCUCAACCGAAUCCAUUCUCCACGAGGCCGACCCACCCGGCAUCGACAAGGCCGGCGUCAGCGACUUUGAACACGGGAUGGAGCUGACGCCGAUCCAAGAGCGAGCAUACCGGGCAAUGAUAACAGCCGAGCGGGGCCAGUCGCCUAUCAAAGACAAAGGGACGGCUCGGGAGGGUAAUGACUCUGGCGAAAUGGGGAUCGUGCGGACGGUGGAGGUGCUUCAAUAUAGGGAAUGAUAUCCUUGCUAGUCGGGGUCCACUUAAUUUACUUUUC
This is a messenger RNA of Aspergillus campestris IBT 28561, 1189 nucleotides long. RefSeq lists its product as uncharacterized. NCBI's taxonomy places the organism in Eukaryota, Fungi, Ascomycota, Eurotiomycetes, Eurotiales, Aspergillaceae. The transcript is spliced from 7 exons. The record is from RefSeq and is a predicted model, not a curated record. Bases 1 to 1152 code for a protein of 383 amino acids.